This is a messenger RNA of Drosophila bipectinata, 817 nucleotides long. RefSeq lists its product as uncharacterized. Lineage: Eukaryota; Metazoa; Arthropoda; Insecta; Diptera; Drosophilidae. The record is from RefSeq and is a predicted model, not a curated record.
ACGGGACUCUGCUGUGCCGAGAGUCAAUUGUCAGGGCUUUCGCCUGACCCAGUCUCGACUACCGAUGGACAACAUUUACCACCAGGAUCACCAGGUGCGAGUCGUUACUUCAACGGUGGAUGAGAUGACCCAGUUCAUCCGAGGCAUCUAUUACCGUGCCGUUCCGUUUAUCUGCGUGACAGUGACUGUAUGGCUUCUUCUCUCGGCAUUAGGUAUCGAACUGUACAGCCACUUACUCGUGCCCUUCUACGUGCCACUAAUCUUGGCUUUCCUGACGCUCAUGGUGCUGCACUGCAUCCCCCAGACCGCUAUGUGUUUCCCCUGCAAUUGGAUCUUGGCAUGCUUCGUAGUAGUUAUGGUCACGUUGGGUGGUGCCCAAACCGCUACUGGCCUAGGGACUUUGACCUUGUUUCUGGCUGUCCUCGGGGUGACUGCCCUUGUCCUCAUUCUUAACUUUUCAGGAGCGAUGUGCCCGCAGGAGUUUCUCCCCGGCGGUGUGUUCUCAACGCUAUUGAUGAUCGUCCUGCUGAUAGCUCUGGUCGCGGUGGGCAUUGCACAGCUGUGCACCGGCAGCCAAAAGGUCCUGGACGCCUUCGUUAGCAUUCUAUUCGUGAUGCUGAUCAUCGCGAUCCCCAUCCAGGCGCAGUUCAAUCAUGGCCGGCUGGACGCCAUCGAGGUGGUGCCGGAGCAACACCUCAUUGUCUGCGCCCUGACCGUCUACCUGCACAGCGUAAUGUUCUUUAGCUGCGUAUGUUACUUCAUCAAGUUGGACGAAAAGAAGUCCGCCACGGCCCCUACUACCACUCCGGACUACUAA